AGGAGAGUAGUCCAGAGGUAGAGACAGAAGAUGGCAAAGAGCCAAGGGAGGAAGAAACCAUAGUGCCUUCGUACUACCAAAGUGAUAUGGAAGACUCAAGUUCUUCUGAUGGUUCAUUCCAUCCAUUUUUAUAUUGUUCGAAAUUUGUAAAAGAAAACUUACAAACAAGUGAGAAACACAUACAGGACAAGAAUCUAGACCACGACAGUGAAUCAAAAGAUAUGCUACAGUGUCAACUGGUGAAAGAACUUAUCUCUGUGGAUCACAUUCGAUCCUCUGGUAGUGCAGUAUCUCAUUCAUAUUUAGAUCAAUCCGAAGGUAGCUCUUCAUUCUACAUUUUUCCACUGAAUAAGAGCAAGCCUCAAGGAAAAUCUGCAGUGAACAUCUUAUCUGGUGAGAAAAAAUGUCUACAUUACAAUAUUGAGCAUACCAGCAAUUCGAAUCAUCGUGUCCUUUAUGGAACUGGUAAGGGGGAAGUGGUGCUUAGCCAGCCACCACCUCUAACUGAUUAUACAAAAGAUGUAUUUGUCAACCCUCUGGCACCAGAAGCACCACCAUUACCAUCUGAUUGGCUGAUUCAACUUACCAGUUCUAAAGGACCAUCUGCUUCUAGAGUUGUAAGCUCAAUAAGCUCACCAGUAACAUCUCCAAUACUUGUUUUGGAAACGACAACUGCAACAACAUCUGCUUGCUUAAAAUCCACUUCUAAAAUAGAUCUAAAGAUGUCACCUGAAUUCACUUCAACACCAGAAUCUCUUGAAUGUUUUGAACUGCAACCAGAUGAUCUAAGUCCACAGAGUCAAGAUCAGAUGAUCCCUCCACAUUUAUAUCCAUCAGUAAUUUCAUGGGAUUCAGUUGUGGAUGUUACUGACCACACUUUAGCUGUACAACCACAACAAUAUUCCACUUAUCAGUUCAUAAAGUCUUUUCCACAAUCACUGAAAUCUGCAAAGUCAUCACCAGUAUCUCCAUCAAAAUCAAGAUCUGCAUGUAGACCACUACCACAAAAACAAGUCCAAAAUAUAUCGGGGCCUUCGAGUGCCCAAUUACCCAGAUCUUCCAGGGUAUCACAUCAUUAUCUUUCAGUAUCUGCCUCAUCAAGCCCCAAGACACAAACUGCUUCAAAUCUGUCACUGUCACCAAAACGUUCAGUGAGCCACUUAACAAAACUUAUCGAAGCACAGUCAAGAUCACCCAUGACGUAUUUACCACAAUCAAAACUAUCAUGUUUCACCUCAACAAAAGUUACCACUCUACAAUCAUCAUUGUCUUCUCUGAAAUCUACAUCCAUUUCAGGCCGUAAAGCUCUAGCAAUAAGUCAGCAUGCAAUAGUGCCACCAUAUGCCGAUGUAAAGCAAAAUCCUCCAUCAAUCCUACCUAUAUUGAGCAAAGCAAGGAAAGCGUUGAUGGAAGCAAUAAGAAAAGGCAUUCAACUACAUAAAGCUCGAGAAAGUAUACCAAGAGGUGAAACCGAGUUUCCUAAAAAUGAAGCAGAUAUCAUCCGGAUCCGUCGUAAAGCUAUGGGGUAUAAUUCAGGAAAAUCAGAUAGUGAGACUGACUGGGUUGAAUAAAUAAACAAACCCAUCAGAAGUAAAAAUGAA
This is a messenger RNA of Peromyscus leucopus (white-footed mouse), 1601 nucleotides long. RefSeq lists its product as uncharacterized. The transcript is spliced from 2 exons. Gene Ontology annotation, molecular function: actin binding. Lineage: Eukaryota; Metazoa; Chordata; Mammalia; Rodentia; Cricetidae. The record is from RefSeq and is a predicted model, not a curated record. The coding region runs from base 87 to 1571 and encodes 494 amino acids.